Molecule: messenger RNA, 1533 nt
Organism: Microthlaspi erraticum
Lineage: Eukaryota; Viridiplantae; Streptophyta; Magnoliopsida; Brassicales; Brassicaceae
Source: the annotation of a GenBank genome assembly
AUGGCCUCCUCUGCGGCUCUUAGCAAGAAGCAGUUUAAGAGGUCUAUGACCAAGAAAUCACACUCAUGGUGGUGGGAUAGUCACAACUGUCCCAAGAACUCAAAAUGGCUUGCAGAGAAUCUAGAGAAGAUGGAUGACCGUGUGAAUCACAUGUUAAAGCUAAUCGAAGAAGACGCAGAUUCUUUUGCCAAGAAAGCUCAGAUGUAUUACCAGAAACGUCCUGAGUUGAUCCAGUGUGUUGAGGACUUCUACCGCAUGUACCGCGCUUUAGCUGAGCGUUAUGAUCAAGCCAGUGGUGAGCUUCAGAAGAACCAUACCUCUGAGAUCAAGUCACAGGGCUCUGUUGAGCAAUCAUCUCCUACUACAAAAGACAAGUUGAGUCGCGGUCAUAAGGAAGAGGAAGAUUCAUCUUCUUUGACCGAUUCCGGUUCUGAUUCUGAUUCUGAUGUCAAUGAUGAAGAUGGUGACGAGGCUUUGAUCCGUAGGAUGGCUGAUCUUGAGCUUGAGCUACAAGAGACGAAACAGAAGCUUCUUCUCCAGCAGGAGAGUGUUAAUGGUGACAACAAUCUUGAUCUGCUUCACAAGAUUACUGUUUAUGAGGGAGAGCUUAGAGAAGCUAAUGAAAAGAUACGAAUGCAUGAAGAAGAGAUCGCUAAGCUGAAGAUUGAGCUUCAGAGCUGUUGCAUGUCCUCUGAAACAGAAGCUGAACAAAUGAGUCUUGGUUUGGUUGAAGAGGAAACUGAAGAUGCAGAAGCAGCUACAAAAGUGAAGGCCUUGGAGGAAGAGCUGAGUAUGGCGAAAGAGAAGCUUCAGCACUAUGAGGAAGAGGUUUCUUAUCUGAAAAGCGAGCUUGAGAUCGGUAAAGCUGCAGAGGAGAAGCUGCAGAGCUUACAGAGUGAGCUUGAGUUGGCUCAGAAAGAGACUGAUACUCACAUUAGCAAGCUCAACGCGGAGAAGAAAGAAGUCUUGAAGUUGCAAGAGAGGUUAGCAAUGGUGAAAACUAGUUUACAGGACAGAGAUAAGGAGAUAAGGUCGCUGAAAACUGCGGUCUCCGACGCGGAAGAGAAGAUAUUCCCGGAGAAAGCACAGAUCAAGGGAGAGAUGUCAAAGCUCGUUGAAGAAAGAAGGCAACUUGGAGAGCAAGUUAGAGAGCUGGAAUCACAUAUAAGGCUGAUCACAGAAGAGAAAACUGAAAUGGAGGAGAAGCUUAGAGGAGAAUAUUCCGAGAAGAUUAGUGUAAUGAAAGAUGAGAGCAAUGUGCUAAGAGAAGAGAUUGGGAAGAGAGAAGAGAAGGUAAAAGAAAUGGAAAAGCAUAUGAAGGAGCUUCACAUGGAGCAAGUGAGGUUGAGAAGAAGGUCUAGUGAUCUUGGAGAAGAAGUGGAGAAAACUAAAGUGGCUGCAUCGGAAGUAGCUGAGCAGAAAAGAGAAGCCAUAAGGCAGUUGUGUGUGUCACUUGACUACUACAGAGAUGGGUACGAGAGGCUAUGGAAGGUUGUUGCAGAACAUAAGAGAGGAGUGGUCUUAGCAUCUUGA